Messenger RNA from Arctia plantaginis, 1644 nucleotides. Lineage: Eukaryota; Metazoa; Arthropoda; Insecta; Lepidoptera; Erebidae. The record is from the annotation of a GenBank genome assembly.
AUGGCUGAUAGAACGAAAUCGGCGGCUCUCGGAGCUAAAUCGGUUAAACCGAAGCGACCGUCAACAACCAACGUCGCAACUUCAUCCCGGACAAAAAUAGCUUCAAAAGAUAAACUUCCUACCAGUCGACCAAAAAAGGAUCUUGAUACCACGCUUUUGAAUAAGGAACAGGUUCUUCCGGACUUCGAUGAUGAAUACCGCCAAAUUGCUUAUGGUCGCUUUAUGCGAGCUAUGCUAGAGGAAUGUUUGGUAGAAGAAAAAAUUGAUCGGGAAGAGACGCAAAUGGAUUUGCAGAUGGCACAAUUAGCUGAAAGGUUCCAAAAAACGAUGGAUCAACUGGACAAAACCAACAGACGACUUAAAGAUAUAUCAUUCGUUGUAGAACAAAAGAGUCUGUAUAACCUCAAAAACAAUGAUUGCGAGCAAUUCUAUCAAAUGACAGAUGAUUCCAAUGCUGAGAUGCUACUAAAAGAUUUGGCAGCAGCAGAGCAACCAAUAUUAGACAAAAUUGAACUCCGUAAUGUUGAUUUUGGUUAUAACAAUACAUCGGGUCACAAACAGCUCUUAGAUGCUGUUAACGAUGCUAUUGAAGGGUUGACAAAUAUAAAAAAAGAAUCAAAACUGGAUCCGCAGAAGUUUGAGGAGUAUGAACAUUCGAAACAGAAUAUUGAAGAGCUAGAAAGCGAUAAAUUUGAUUUGGAAAGUUUAAAGUCCGAGUUUGAGGCUAAGUUCCCAAAGUUCAGUGAACGGUUGAUACAGGAGGCUUCUGAAAAGAUUGCCAAGAUGAUUGAAAAUGAUGAGAAAAGUAGCGAAUUAUCCCGUCAGUUGGACCUCUGGUUGUCCAAAGCAGAUCUUACCCAUGGACCAGCAAGAGCUAUCAUUGCGCCACACGCGGGCUAUUCUUACUGCGGGGCGUGCGCUGGCUUUGCGUACAGACAAGUCAGCCCUGUUGUCGUCAAACGUAUAUUCAUCUUAGGACCGUCUCAUCACGUCCGGUUAGGAGGCUGUGCUCUCUCAUCUCUUGACAAAUACCAAACUCCAUUAUACGAUCUCACUAUUGAUAAGCAAAUAUACGCAGAGCUAGAAGCGAGCCGGCAGUUCGAAUGGAUGGACGUGCAAACAGACGAAGAUGAACAUUCUAUUGAAAUGCAUCUCCCUUAUAUUGCUAAAGUUAUGGAAGAAUUUCAAACAGCCUUCACGAUAAUCCCGAUUCUCGUGGGUUCCCUGACGCCUGAGAAGGAAGCCAAGUACGGAGCCAUCCUGGCCCCCUACCUGGCGGACCCUCAGAAUUUGUUCGUUAUAUCUUCUGACUUCUGCCAUUGGGGGAACAGGUUCCGAUACACGUGGAAAGAUUCAUCCAGGGGUCCUAUUCAUCAGAGUAUCGAGUGGUUGGAUAAACAGGGUAUGGAUAUCAUUGAGAAGAUGGACCCUCGAGCCUUCACGGAGUACCUUAAUAAAUAUGGCAACACGAUAUGUGGCAGACAUCCCAUAGGAGUGCUUUUAAAUGCCAUAGUAAAGCUCCGUAGCCAGACAAAUUCGCCGCGUAUGUCUAUGAAAUUUCUCAAAUAUGCCCAAUCGUCUCAAUGUACGAGCAUGCAAGACUCCUCUGUCUCCUAUGCCAGUGCUUCUCUAGUGUUUGAGUAA